GCCUCACUGUCAAUCAUGUCUGGUCGUGGCAAGCAAGGAGGCAAGGCCCGCGCCAAGGCCAAGUCGCGGUCGUCUCGCGCCGGCCUGCAGUUCCCGGUGGGCCGAGUGCACCGGCUGCUGCGCAAGGGGAACUACGCCGAGCGGGUGGGGGCGGGCGCGCCGGUGUAUAUGGCGGCGGUGCUGGAGUACCUGACGGCGGAGAUCCUGGAGCUGGCGGGGAACGCGGCCCGAGACAACAAGAAGACGCGCAUCAUUCCCCGCCAUCUCCAGCUGGCCAUCCGCAACGACGAGGAGCUCAACAAGCUGUUGGGCAAAGUCACCAUCGCCCAGGGCGGCGUCCUGCCCAACAUCCAGGCCGUUCUCUUACCAAAGAAAACUGAAAGCCACAAAGCCAAAAGCAAAUAAAACCCUGACAAGCCAAAGACCAAAGGCUCUUUUUAGAGCCACCCAAGUUUUCAAAAAAAGAGCUAAUGCGCUAUUCCGUUAUCAGCCCCUCCGUUGACGUUUUGGUGGCUCUUAAAAGAGCCUUUGGGGUUAGUGGGGACGGUCUCGACCUUCCUAAUUACUUGUUCUUGCCAGGCUUGUGACUCUCCGUUUUCUUGGGCAACAAGACCGCCUGGAUAUUGGGCAGGACGCCGCCCUGAGCAAUGGUGACACCCCCAAGUAACUUGUUGAGCUCUUCGUCAUUUCUCACGGCUAGCUGCAAA
Enhydra lutris kenyoni (northern sea otter) is the source of this 707-nucleotide messenger RNA. Its product is annotated as histone H2A type 2-C. Gene Ontology annotation, cellular component: nucleosome. The record is from RefSeq and is a predicted model, not a curated record. Gene Ontology annotation, molecular function: DNA binding; structural constituent of chromatin; protein heterodimerization activity. The coding region runs from base 16 to 405 and encodes 129 amino acids. The transcript has a single exon. NCBI's taxonomy places the organism in Eukaryota, Metazoa, Chordata, Mammalia, Carnivora, Mustelidae.